CUGCUGUUCCUGUAAUCGCUGCAGUAGUUGUUGCUGCUGUUGUAAUUGCCAUUGCAGUGAUUUCUGCAGUUGUGGCUGCUGUUGCUGCAGUUGUAAUUGCCAUUGCAGUGGUUUCUGCAGUAGCUGUUGCUGCUGUUCACUCCGCUGCUGCUGCCGCCAUAAUUGCAGUUGCUGCAGUUGUAAACGUUGUUGCAAUUCCUGUUGCAAAUGUUGCAUUGGCUGCUGUAUCUGUGAUUGUGAUUGUAAUGGUGACUGGGGGAUUUAAAUUGGAAUGUGAGGUUGUCAAUCCUGUAUCAACAGCAUUGAUGCUAUUAGAAGCAGUGGCAAUAGUUGCAUUAUUUGAAGCAGUGGCAAUAGUUGCAUUAUUUGAAGCAGUGGCAAUAGUUGCAUUAUUUGAAGCAGUGGCAAUA
Entrophospora candida is the source of this 410-nucleotide messenger RNA. Lineage: Eukaryota; Fungi; Glomeromycota; Glomeromycetes; Entrophosporales; Entrophosporaceae. The record is from the annotation of a GenBank genome assembly.